Messenger RNA from Prorocentrum cordatum, 468 nucleotides. The record is from the annotation of a GenBank genome assembly. Lineage: Eukaryota; Dinophyceae; Prorocentrales; Prorocentraceae.
GAGCGGGUCGAGCGGGUGCGGAAAGUGUCGCCCUUCCGGCACUACCGUUCCUGGCAGCUGGAUGCGGUCCUCGUCAAGGGCGGAGACGACCUGCGGCAGGAGUUGCUGGCGUCGCAGAUCAUCGAGCAGUUCGGCGCAAUAUGGGGCGAGGCGGGGCUGCCACUGUGGCUGAAGGCGACGCGCACGCUGGUGAGCAGCUCCAGCUCGGGCUUUAUAGAGUUUAUCCACAAUUCCACCUCGAUAGAUGCCAUGAAGAGGAGCUUCCCGAACAAAAGCCUGGCAGACAUAUUCAGGCUUGCUUUUGCGGACAAGCUGUUCGCAGCCAAACAGAAUUUCAUUGAGAGUUGCGCCGCUUACUCCUUGGUCGUAUGGUUCCUGCAGGUCAAGGAUCGCCACAACGGUAAUCUCAUGAUGACCACCAGCGGGCAUGUCAUCCAUAUCGAUUUCGGUUUUAUGCUCUCCAAUUGA